Molecule: messenger RNA, 1880 nt
Organism: Salvia hispanica
Lineage: Eukaryota; Viridiplantae; Streptophyta; Magnoliopsida; Lamiales; Lamiaceae
Source: RefSeq, a predicted model, not a curated record
CAAAUACUCCAUAUAGAAACUUACAAAUUGCAUGUGGUUCAAUCAUCAAUAAAAUUUAAACCCGACAAUUUUUAUUUUAAUCAAACAAGCAAGGAAAAUUCAUCUUUGCUUUUGUACUACCCUGUCGUCACCGCUAACCUCACACACACAUGCCUCCACAAGUACUCUGUAUUUAUUCACGCUCAUAAAAUUGUUCAAAACCCUCAAAUCCCACAUUCAUUUUGCUCAUACAAAAAUCCUUGUCCGCCAAUGGAACAGCGCCACGUCCUCCUCGUGACCUUACCGGUGCAAGGCCACAUCAACCCCUCCCUUCAGUUAGCAAAGAAUCUCAUAAAAAUGGGCAUCCACGUCACCUUCCUCACCUGCAUCUCCGCGCGGCGCCGCUUGGCGGAGGAUACCAAGGGCCUAACUUUCCUCGCCUUCUCCGACGGAUUCGACGACGGUUUCAAGCUCGGCGACGACGCUGAUAAAUUCAUGGACGCGAUGCGAAGCAACGGCUCCACCGCCUUGAGAGGCGCCAUCAACGCCGCAGCGGAGGAGGGCCGCCCUGUCUCGUGCCUAGUCCACACGCUCCUCCUCCCCUGGGCGACGGAGGUGGCGCGUGAGCUCCACAUCCCCAGCUCGCUUCUCUGGGUCCAACCGGCCACCGUUUUGUGCAUAUACUACCACUAUCUCAACGGAUUUUCCGACGAAAUCAAUGAGAAAUCGGAAAAUCCCGGCUGGAAAAUCGAAAUCCCGGGAGCUCCGCCGCUCUCGAAAGCCGACAUUCCCUCCGUCCUCCUCCCUUCGUCUCCGGAAUUGGAUAAGUCUGCGCUUCCGGCGUUUAAGGAGCAGUUCGACUUGCUGGACGCCGAGCCUGGCAAGGCGAAGGUGCUCGUGAACACCUUCGACUCGCUCGAGGCGGAAGCGCUCGGCGCGUUCGACCGUUAUGAGCUGAUCAGUGUCGGACCGCUGAUCCCCUCCGCCUUCAUCGGCGGAGAGGAUCCGUCUGAGGAAAAGUCGUUCGGCGGCGACCUAUAUGAGAAAUCCGACGGCUGCAUCGACUGGCUAAACUCGAAGCCGCAGUCGUCGGUUGUCUAUGUGGCAUUCGGGAGCAUGUUGAGGCUCCCGAAGGCACAGAUGGAGGAGAUCGCGGCCGGCCUCCUUCGCUCUGGGAGGCCCUUUUUGUGGGUAAUGCGAGGCGAGGAGAAAGAGGAAGAGAAACUGAGCUGUUUGGAAGAUUUGGAUAAGAUUGGGAAGAUGGUGACGUGGUGCUCCCAGCUCGAGGUGCUGACGCACCCAUCACUGGGAUGUUUCGUCACGCAUUGUGGGUGGAAUUCGACUCUGGAGAGCCUGUCGUGUGGGGUCCCGGUCGUGGCGUUCCCUCGUUGGACGGAUCAGGGGACAAAUGCGAAGAUGAUAGAGGAUGUUUGGAGGAUUGGAGUUAGGGUGAGAGGUAAUGAGGAUGGGAUUGUGGAGAGUGAGGAGAUAUGGAGAUGUGUUGAGGAAGUGAUGGAUGGUGGAGUUAAGAGUGUGGAAUUCAGAUGCAAUGCUAAUAAAUGGAAGGGAUUGGCCAGAGAAGCCGUGGCAGAAAAUGGAUCUUCCACCAUGAAUUUGAAAGCGCUUUUGGACCAUAUAUCUUGAAGUUUGUCCUUGUUUGGGAUAGGGGAGGCCAUGGUUGGGGGGCAGGUGUGUGGGGCGGGGCGGACGGGUGAGGUGCCUAAGUUGGGGCCGGUGGGACGCCCGGCCCGUUGUGGUACGGCUCGCUAGUGUUGUGGGGCCUGCGACGCACCGCAACCCAUUUUUUUUAAUUGUCCACUUUUGUCAUUUUUGUUUGUUCCCUAUUAUUUGUUCAUUUUCACUAUCAGUAUAAAUGGUAAGUACGCUUCACAUUUCACUAA